GAAAAUUGACAGCAGUUCAAAAAAAAACCCUAUUAAUGGUUAAACAUGAAGAUUUUUUCGUCUAAAAUAAUUACCUUAGGGAUCAUAUGCCGUAUAUAUCUAACCAAUGCAGCGUCCAAUUCCCAAAGUGCACCCAUUAUAUCGGGUACGCGGGCCGAACUAGGUCAAUUUCCCUGGCAUGUUCUUCUAGCGAUAUAUGCAACAGAGGAAGAAGAAUUAGAGGUAUGUGGCGGUUCUAUUCUUAGCGAAAAAUGGGUUUUAACUGCUGCUCAUUGUAUUCAUGAAAUUCAAGUCCUCGUUAUGGCCUUUGGAACUAUUGAAUUUGAUGAUACACCCAUUAUGAUCAACUCGGAUGAUUUUUUUAUACACCCAGAAUACGAUGACGUAAAUUUGAUUAACGACAUUGCCCUAAUUGAGCUACCGACACCAUUGAAUUUUAGUGACAACAUAAAAACCAUUGAUUUAGUAUCUUCCAGAGAAAUUAACAAUACCUUUAUUGGUGUUCAAGGAACUAUAUGUGGUUUUGGUACAACAAGUGAACUAAGUAAAGAAAAUUCCGAAUGGUUAUUAUGGACCACUAUAGAAAUUGUUAAUAAUACUGAAUGUGAUCGGGCGUAUGAUGAACAAACGCCUGCCACAGUUAUGUGUGGCAUUGGUUGGAAUGCUACCAAACAGUCGCCAUGUGUUGGUGAUUCUGGUGGUGCUUUAGUUUGGAAGAACGAAAAUGAUACAUUUAUUCAAAUUGGCAUAAUAUCUUAUGCCAAGAGAAAUUGUUCCCAAUAUCCAGUUGGUUAUACUAGAGUAGCACCAUUUUUGGAUUUUAUUAACAAUAUUACGGGUUUAAAUUUUGAUUAAAUUAAAAAGCUAUUUGUUAACAAAGAAAAAAAUUUAAAUACAAAAAUAUU
Lucilia sericata (common green bottle fly) is the source of this 905-nucleotide messenger RNA. RefSeq names its product collagenase-like. Gene Ontology annotation, molecular function: serine-type endopeptidase activity. The transcript has 2 exons. Gene Ontology annotation, biological process: proteolysis. Lineage: Eukaryota; Metazoa; Arthropoda; Insecta; Diptera; Calliphoridae. The record is from RefSeq and is a predicted model, not a curated record. Bases 46 to 855 code for a protein of 269 amino acids.